Messenger RNA from Protopolystoma xenopodis, 1098 nucleotides. Lineage: Eukaryota; Metazoa; Platyhelminthes; Monogenea; Polystomatidea; Polystomatidae. The record is from the annotation of a GenBank genome assembly.
AUGGAAAAUAGUAGGGUAUAUAUCCCACCUCCUUUACGUUCAAAAUGCACUACCUCAGGGCUCAAGAACAAAGAUUCUUUGAAUUCCAUAAAAGGAUGCUCCGAACAAAGGAAUUCUUUGCCAUCUCAUGACAUAAUCUUAUCGGACAAAAGCCUUUCAUUUAAUGAAUCGAAUUCCUCUAAAAGGCUUGACUACAAAGACGACCCUAACGAUACACUUGCUCACCUCGCCGACGGAUUUAUUCACUUAAAACUAGAUGAUUUUCCUCAUGGACUGAAUGACAAUAUAGAAUCCCAGGACUCCUUCGAUCCUACAAAUUCCCUUUAUGAUUCGUGUGAAUCGAAUACUAGCAAAGUCGACAAAACUAAUUUUUAUGACUUUCAGCAUAUAUUGGAAUUGUAUGGCUUUCCGAAAGAAUGGGGAACUUCUGAUGUUGAGUCUGUGAUAUGUAGUUUUGAAACGAAGGGCUUUGUGCUAAAAUGGGUUGAUGACAGUCAUUGUUUGGCCGUUUUUUCCUCUAUUUCGGAGGCCAAGCGGGCAUUGGAUGUGCUGCCCUCUUUUUUCGUGAACGCUCGUAAAAUGGAAAACGCUAGUGAUUUGAGUAAAAUUAAACUCGCAAAAUCACCUGGUGACUGGAGUAUGCCAUACAAGCGGCGGCCAGCAACUGACAGUCGUACGGCCCGUCGUAUAAUUUCUCAUCAUUUGGGUCUAACUUCUAUCCAUAUUCCACCCACUGCUGCUGCGAAAGAACGUGAAAUAAAAGCGGCUAUGCGGCUAGAUAUAGAAAGACGAGCGGCAGAGGAGGCUAAGCGUAAGUUACUGAACCAUCCUUAUCAUAACUCCGCCAACAUAUUCAUGCAAAAUUUAGUCCAUAUUGUCGAAUCUUCUUCUCUCAAUCCCACUUGUAUUGUGCUCUCGUUUCCUCCAAUGCCCCCAGUGGGUUUAUGGAAGCGUAAUCAUUUCCACCACUGGUACAAGGUGCAAUUUUUAGGGCUCCUGAUCUACACUCUCCUCCCCCUAUUUUUCUUACCCGCUUGUCAAUUGGCUGCCGCUAAGCGUCAACAUCACUGUUUGGGUGUCUUAAAUCUGGCUGCCUAA